AUGGGUUUGAUGACAAAAAAAAAAAAUUUGCUUGAACUAAAAUUUUUUAGAAGAAAUUUUUAUUCAAGAAUUAAUUACUGUAAAGAAAGAAAAUACGAUUUGUUAGAAAAAAAUAAAUACUAUUUAAAUUAUGAAAAGAAAAAUGAAAUUUUUAAUAAAAAUAGUAUAAGAAAAUUUUCCAGAUAUUCUAAUAAAGGAAAAGAUGAAAAGGGAAAGAUUUUAUUAUCACUUAUAAAAAAGGAUGCAUUGAAGAGUUACAUAACCAAUUUAAAUAAUAAAAUGCAAAAUGUUAUUAAAAUUGAAGGAAAUAUUGAAAAAUCGAUUAAUAAUUUAUAUUAUAAAUUACGUAUAAAAUAUAUGUUUUUAAAAAAAAAAUAUCAAAGUGAAAUUUCUAAAUAUAAAAAUAUAUCUUCUAACAUAUCUAUUAUUCACAUGAUCAAAAAUGAUAGAAAAAUAAAACAAUUAUUAAAUAACUUACUAAUAAAAAAAAAAUAUUUUUUAAAUAAUAUACACUAUUACUUUAAAAAUUUUAAUAAAUCUUAUUAUAAAAGUUUGUUCUUAUAUCAUUACAGAAAGUCUCCUGUUACAUAUACGUUGAUGUUAUUACAUGUUUUAGUUUUUUUAUUAUGGUUAAAGGCGAAACCAGCAAAUAAUUAUGAUUAUUUUAGAAAACAAUAUUUUUCUUCAUAUGGAUUGACUUUAGAUUUUAUGUAUAAAUAUUUCUGUUGUAGUUUGCGAAGUUUAAAAGAAAAAAAAUUAUAUACAUUAGUAACUUCUUUAAUAAGUCAUAAUACUAUUCAAUCUUUUUUAUUAAAUACUAUAUCUUUAUAUUAUAUAGGAACCUCUUUAGAAAUGUUAAUAAAUUCUCGAAAUUUUAUUAUCACAUAUAUAAUUAGUGGUAUUAUAUCUGCAUAUGUGCAACUUCUAUAUCAUAAGAACAAUUAUAAUAAUAUUUAUGUAUUUGGAGCAAGUGGGAGUAUAAGCUCUAUUUUAAUGACAUAUACUUUUCUAUACCCCAAACAAAAUAUUUAUUUAUAUGGAAUAAUCGCAUUACCAUUAGCUCUUUUUUCAGGAUUAUAUUUUUUAAAUGAAUUUUACUGUGUAUUAAGUGAUAAAAAAGAUAAUACAGGUCAUAUUGCUCAUUUAACUGGAAUGGGUUUAGGGAUACUUUAUUAUUAUUAUAUUAAAAGAAAAAUACUUUGA
Messenger RNA from Plasmodium relictum, 1203 nucleotides. RefSeq names its product rhomboid protease ROM9, putative (gene ROM9). The transcript has 3 exons. Gene Ontology annotation, molecular function: serine-type endopeptidase activity. Lineage: Eukaryota; Apicomplexa; Aconoidasida; Haemosporida; Plasmodiidae. Bases 1 to 1203 code for a protein of 400 amino acids. The record is from RefSeq and is a predicted model, not a curated record. Gene Ontology annotation, cellular component: membrane.